UCCUCCUGUUCUCCCGGGAUGGCUUUUGGGUCUGCUGGAUCGUCUGCUGCGCGUUCAGAUGAGGAACAAGUAUCGCCCCCUGAUCCUCACCAAUUUUUCAUGGACGGCGUCGUCCUCAGCGAGACUGGUCUCAAUACCAUUCGCCAGGUCAUGCUGAAGGGACAUCCUAAACGUCACCUAGCCGGAGGCCGGCGCGCCUCGCACCCGUGCGCACCAUCUGCAACUCCGGAUGCCGGCUCUGUGAACGAUUGCGCUCCCCCGUCUGUGUUUACUCCGAUGGAAGACGAAGCAUCUCAGCAGUCCGCUGCAGACGCUGAAGUCGAAACCAUCUCCACCACGUACGCUGAAACAAAGUCGCCCAGUGUCAUCUCGGAGGAAGAUGCUUCUCAUCAGCUGGCCGGUAGUGAAUCAAAUUCAACGGCAGAUCGUGCAAAUGCAGCCCCAACUUCAGCGAUCCCAUUCCAUAUCUCCUACCUGUUUGACUGUCUUUUUACACAUUAUUUCGCUCUCAAGAUGUCUGCAGCCAAGUCGCGAGAUCCGAACGCAAAGGGCAAGUCAGCUAGUGCCAACGCUCGUCGCCAACUAAACCUGGGUGUUGGCGGGUUCAGAGCACGUUCUACUCGGAUGUACCACCUUGGUAGCUACGUCGAAUCGAGUGUGGCAACUCUGAAUUUAUUGGACGAGCUGCAGUGA
Molecule: messenger RNA, 693 nt
Organism: Dibothriocephalus latus
Lineage: Eukaryota; Metazoa; Platyhelminthes; Cestoda; Diphyllobothriidea; Diphyllobothriidae
Source: the annotation of a GenBank genome assembly